Messenger RNA from Bombyx mandarina (wild silkworm), 4446 nucleotides. RefSeq names its product Furin-like protease 1 (gene Fur1). The record is from RefSeq and is a predicted model, not a curated record. Gene Ontology annotation, cellular component: Golgi membrane; trans-Golgi network. Gene Ontology annotation, molecular function: serine-type endopeptidase activity. Gene Ontology annotation, biological process: peptide hormone processing. Lineage: Eukaryota; Metazoa; Arthropoda; Insecta; Lepidoptera; Bombycidae.
CGUGCGCGGACGUGUAGCUCGCGUUUCACAUCGCGAGAUCGUGUUAUUCACGCGCCAUUUGACAGUCGUGCUGUGUUCCUCGCGGUGAGUGUUUACUGCAAAACAUCACAGUGCCGCGUUGUGGUUCUCUCUGAUAACGCAUACAUAUCAAAGAUUGACAUGAAAUAGAAGAGAUCUAAAUAGUUACAGUCGGAGUGUUUUUUUUUUUAAAUAUACUAUCAGACUUUUUAGGACCGAAGUCGACCUAAACUGUUUUGUGUAUGUGCAAUGUUGAUAAGUACUAGCUGGUGAGUGUGACCGUGCGAUGGCGCGCGGUGUUCUCGUACUCUCGAUCCUGGUGUCGGUUCUGUCGCACAUUGAAACAACACUAGGGCAUUACACGCCAACAUGGGCCGUCCAUAUACCGGAAGGAAGAGAAGUUGCCGAUGCCGUCGCCAGGGACCACGGCUUCGUCAAUCUUGGAAAGAUAUUCGACGAUCACUACCAUUUUCAUCAUCGUUCACUAACGAAGAGAUCCCUCACGCCAGCCCACGAGCAUCACGGCAGAUUAGAAGGUGAUAGCAGGGUACGAUGGGCUGAACAACAAAAAAUCCUGUCAAGAAAAAAGAGGGAUUUUCAAAUCAUAUCCACAUUAUACUCGACAGCUGAAACAAGAACAUCGGAGCCCUCUUCUUCGGCUGCGUCGAAGCGAGAUGCGGACAGGAAGCGAGAGCUGAACACACGAAUAAGGGGAAGAACACGUUCGGCGGAUUUAAAAUUUAUUCUCAAUGACCCUAAAUGGCCUCAUAUGUGGUAUUUAAAUCGUGGUGGCGGCCUAGAUAUGAAUGUGAUACCAGCGUGGCGGGAAGGCAUUACUGGCAGAGGAGUCGUCGUAACGAUCCUCGAUGAUGGCCUCGAAACUGACCACCCUGAUCUCGUCGCGAAUUACGACCCAGCUGCAUCAUACGAUGUGAACGGGCUCGAUCCGGAUCCUCAGCCAAGAUAUGACGUCAUAGACUCAAAUAGGCACGGAACGAGGUGCGCCGGCGAAGUUGCCGCCACUGCCAACAACUCGCUUUGUGCAGUCGGUGUUGCGUUCGGUGCUCGAGUUGGAGGCGUCCGCAUGUUAGAUGGUGAUGUAACAGAUGUCGUCGAAGCCAGAUCUUUGAGUCUCAAUCCUCAACACGUUGACAUAUACAGUGCCUCGUGGGGACCGGAUGAUGAUGGAAAGACUGUGGAUGGGCCCGGACUAUUGGCGACGAGAGCAUUUAUUGAAGGCGUUACUAAGGGUCGCAAUGGAAAAGGUUCGAUCUUUGUAUGGGCGUCAGGAAACGGCGGCAAAGAGCACGAUAACUGCAACUGCGACGGCUACACUAACUCGAUUUGGACGUUAUCGAUAUCGUCGGCAACGGAACGCGGCGACGUCCCUUGGUACUCGGAGAAAUGCAGCUCGACUUUAGCGGCCACGUACAGCAGUGGCGCAAUAAACGAGAACCAGGUGGUAACAACGGACUUGCAUCACUCUUGCACAGCCGGUCACACGGGUACAUCCGCAUCGGCCCCUCUUGCAGCCGGUAUAUGCGCUUUGGCACUACAGGCUAAUAGAGAUCUAACAUGGCGAGACAUGCAGCAUAUUGUUGUCAGAACAGCUCGUCCCGAGCGACUGAGCUUGAGCGGUGAGUGGAGAAUAAACGGCGUGGGACGAAACGUUUCGCAUUCGUUUGGCUACGGACUGCUGGAUGCGUCGGGCAUGGUGCGACUGGCCAAAACAUGGCGCACCGUUCCACCUCAAAGGCGAUGCGAACUGGCAGCCCCGAGACCUCAUCGGAUGAUCCCACCGCGGUCUGCUAUUACAUUGCAGCUGGCCGUAAGUUCGUGUCCCGGAGUUAAUUACUUAGAGCACGUUCAAGCCCGAAUUUCUUUAUCGGCCGCGAGAAGAGGAGAUCUUCGCAUCACUUUGACUUCGCCGGCUGGAACUAAUGUCACUUUGUUGGCGCCUAGGCCGCACGAUUCUUCGCAUAGCGGCUUCAAUUCGUGGCCUUUCAUGUCGGUCCAUAUGUGGGGUGAGAAUCCGUUGGGCGAGUGGCAACUGGAGGUCACAAAUGAAGGCCGCUACAUGGGCCGAGCGUCGUUGCAAGAGUGGUCAUUAACAUUAUAUGGGACUAGCACGCCUGCCGCGAAAAACGAUCCGAUACCAUUCCGGAAUCCGAUCAUACGGAACAAGGGGAACGCGUCGCGGCCCGUCGUCUUACAAGCCGGCCGUAAGAACAACAGGGGGAAGAUAGUUCCUGUAGCGCCGACUUACAGCGUCGGCUUAGUCAAAAGGAAGAAGAACAAGAAUUCAAAGAAUCCGAACAGGAAUUCGCAGAAGUCGAAGCAGAGCAGGCCCGGGGCGAGGACGACCCCGACCCCCUCUGCUGUCCCCCCUGUCCCGGCUGACCUUAGUCUGCACCUCCGAGCCGACACCCCCCCCGGAACGGACGCGCGUGGCCGCAAGAUGUCUAACCUGUUUGAGCAGUACCCCAAGAUACAGAGGAUAUACCCCGCGCCGCUACAGGCCCACGAAGCCGGCACUUUAACUCAAUGGGAGCUGAUUUUCUACGGAACAGAGACACCGGCUCAGGAGCAAGACGUGUCACCGGAUACCAACUCUUUGGGCGAAAAUUCUCGGGUGGACACAAAACCUUGGACCUUGUCUGAGCCUGAAUCUAUUGAAGAAGUAAGACAGAACGCCAUUGAUGAUGAUCUGGCUCUCGUUUGGCACGACUCUCAAACGAUCCGUGAAGAGAAUCCAGUCGGUGCUGGAGACGUCGACACGGGGCAGUACGCUGCGAGCGCCGCGGGCUGCGCUACCCGCGCUCCGCAGCCGCCGCAUACCUGCAUAGAAUGCGCGAAGGGCUUGCAUUUGUACAACGGGCGGUGCUACUCACGUUGUCCGGACGGUACGUACGCCAAUGAGAUCUCGAUGGAACGGAGCUCCAGAAGACGUAACCUUACAAUUUUUUCUGAGGGUUCCCUUAGCAAGCGGCAAGACGGGUCACUAAAAUCGUCAGCUCUGGAGGCUUUAGACAUGGAACCGUAUGCGAACUCGACUAAAGAUCCUUUAAUUUGCCUGCCCUGCCAUUACACCUGUGCCACGUGCGCAGGUCCUCACGACAGUCAAUGUGUAUCUUGUCUAGACGACGCGGAGUUGUUCACUUCGACAGAUUCGGUUCUCAAAUACUAUUGCUACCCAAAAAAGGUCGUGUCACAGAUAAGCGACGUCAACUGGCAUUAUAGAUUGAAUGUCGUCCUUUCCCUAGUUUUGUUCUGUAUUUGUUUUAUUUCUCUUUAUUUUAUUAUAUCGUGGACCCUGAAAUGGUUUUACGGUACGAACAAUUACAAUUCGAACAUCGCGUACAACAAAUUAUCGUCGGACGAAAAACAGCAAAGCGCUUCCGAGGUCGAGGAAGAGAUCCGGUUGGCUCUGAAGGAUUACAGUGAGAGCGAGACAGAAGAUGAUCUAAAUUUAUAGCGGCUAUUAACAUUCUAACAAGUAUUAUGAAUAGGGCGUUUGGAUUCAAGGCUCCAAACGGUAACCAGUUGAAUAUGUUACUUUAAAUUACGGAGAAUAUCUAAGACCGUAUCCAAUAGUUAUUAUUUUGUAGACAUAACGAAUAGAGCAUAAUUAUUUUGUUGCUUUAAAUAAAUAGAUGUUAUUAAUCUGAAAAAUUCUCAAAUCAUGUAACUUGACCUUUAUUUAUCACUCACUCUUUACGCAAUCUGAUUUUUAUGAGUAAUAAAAAAUGGGUUGUGUGAAAGUAUUUCUUCAAUAUUAAAUACUUUGAAUCAAUAAGUCGAUAAAUAUGUUUGCGUGAAUUUGAUACUUUACAUUGGAGCGCGUUAGUGAUUAAUUUAUUUAGUAAUCUAAUGCAGGGCUAGUGCAUGUGAUAUUUUGUAAUCAGUUGUCACAAUUUUACACUAUUUUGUUAUUGAAUUAAGUGCUUAUUUUUUAUGAUAUCGCUGGAAAGGUUAAGAUAAAAUAAUAUCAUGUCGAUAAAUAGAUGGACAAUUUAUCUUUAGAACCCAAAGAACUGAAAGAAUUUUCUGUUUCAUUCUUCAAUUUAUCGGGUUGUUUCUAUUAAAUUUUAAUUUAGAGAGACGCUAACUAAAUUAGUACACGUGUUUAUUAAGAACAUUAUUUCUAAUUACAUUUCCUUUCUUAAAAAAAUUAUCUUAGGUUUUAAUUACUAAAUGAGAUUACGUGCUGCUUACUUUCAUUAUUUUUAUCUUCUCUUCUUAUUCAAAUAAGCAUUCCAUUCGUAAUAAGAUUAUUUUAAGUAAUUCCAAGAGACUCAUUUUAGUAUGUAAUUAUAUAUAAAAUGAGCAUUAAUAAUAUUAAUUAAUAAACGAAGCAUAAUUUAAUUGUUACAAAGAGUUUUGCUCAAGAUGCCAUUUAACUUUACUGAUAAUUUUCUUCGUCGUUUU